CCUCUUUUUCCUCGCACUCCUCAAGACCAGCCUCCUCGUCCCCGAUCUCCUGCCACCCCCGCACCCAAGGGUUUCGCUCUCCACCGCCGCGGAACAAGCCAGCGAACAGGGAUGGCGGCGGCGCGGCACCUCAGAUCCGGCCUCCCCCUCAUCCGCGCCCACCUGGCGGCCUCCGAAUCCACGGCCGUCGCCCAGGGUUCGAGGGGCUUCUCGUCGCAGGUGGCCAAGCCCACCGGGAAGCAGGUCAAGGUUCCAGAUGCUCUGUAUGGUGGCACAGGCAACUAUGCUAGUGCACUGUUCCUUACAGCAGCCAAAGCAAACACAUUGGACAAAGUUGAAUCUGAGAUUCAAACUGUUGUAGAGGCAUCCAAGAAGAGCCCGCUGUUUUCUCAAUUCAUAAAGGACUUGUCAGUUCCAAAAGAGACCAGGGUGAAGGCUAUAACUGAAAUAUUUGCGGAAGCUGGAUUUUCAGAUGUCACAAAGAACUUCUUGGCUGUCUUGGCGGACAACGGCAGGCUGAAAUAUAUUGAGCGCAUUGCUGAGAGAUUUGUUGAUUUGAACAUGGCACAUAAGGGGGAGGUGAAGGUUGUUGUCAGGACAGUUAUUCCACUUCCCGAGAAGGAGGAGAAAGAGCUCAAGGAGACCUUGCAAGAUAUCCUUGGGAAGAACAAAACUAUUUUGGUUGAACAGAAGAUUGACUACAGCAUCAUGGGAGGACUUGUGAUUGAAUUCGGGCAGAAGGUGUUUGAUAUGUCGAUCAAGACUAGGGCGAAGCAAAUGGAGGCGUUCUUGAGGCAACCCCUUGAAAUCUAGCUUCCUUUUGGAUAAAAACAUCAUCAGAAUGCAGUGGCUGUGCUGCUGAAGGUUUCCUCAUGUCUGCAACUUUUAUCUGGCCUUUGAAUAAAAUGUUUCCUCUAACAAGAGAAUGCCACUGUUUUUAUUUUGUCUUGUGGGCUAGAGGCCUGCUGAACAAUUAUGUUUAUUUCUUGUUACUUGAAGAAGCUUGCACCGGAAAUGUCAUGAAAAGUUUUUCAGUUCCAAGUCAUUGGAAUAUA
This is a messenger RNA of Panicum hallii, 1055 nucleotides long. RefSeq names its product ATP synthase subunit O, mitochondrial. Bases 112 to 813 code for a protein of 233 amino acids. The record is from RefSeq and is a predicted model, not a curated record. Gene Ontology annotation, molecular function: proton-transporting ATP synthase activity, rotational mechanism. Gene Ontology annotation, cellular component: membrane. Gene Ontology annotation, biological process: proton motive force-driven mitochondrial ATP synthesis. The transcript is spliced from 6 exons. NCBI's taxonomy places the organism in Eukaryota, Viridiplantae, Streptophyta, Magnoliopsida, Poales, Poaceae.